AUGCGUAUGAGCUGUAACGGAUGUCGAGUUCUUCGAAAAGGCUGCAGUGAAAACUGUAGCAUAAGGCCUUGUCUUCAAUGGAUCAAAUCCCCCGAAUCUCAGGCCAACGCCACCGUCUUCCUCGCCAAAUUCUACGGCCGUGCCGGUCUCAUGAACCUCCUCAACGCCGGUCCCGACCACCUCCGUCCUGCGAUAUUUAGGUCACUGUUAUACGAAGCAUGUGGGAGGAUCGUGAAUCCGAUUUGUGGAUCCGUCGGGUUACUAUGGUCCGGGAAUUGGCAUCUUUGUCAAGCAGCCGUUGAGGCGGUCAUGAGAGGCUCUCCGGUCACUCCGAUCACCUACGACGCGGCGGUUAAUGGUCAAGCGUCUCCUUUUAACACCAACAAGCUCUUCGACAUAAGACACGUGUCGUCCAACGUGAAGAGCCGUGGUGCAUGCAAGGAAGAUAGAAACGUGAGGUCGUCGCUGAGUCACGAGUCGUCACUGAGUCACGAGUCUUCGGUGGUGAAGGACGAGCGGAGCAUGGUGUCGUCGGAGGAGACGACGACGGAGGAACCAGCUUGGAUCGGGCUGGAGCUGACUUUGGGGUUGGAGCCAACCCUCGCACGUGGGAGUCACGUGGUGGUUCCGAUGAAAAAACGGAAGUUGGAGGAUAGGUGUGGCACGUGCGAGGAUGAUGACACGUGUAAGAUUGAGCUAGGACUCGUGUGCAGCGAGUAA
This is a messenger RNA of Arabis nemorensis, 720 nucleotides long. NCBI's taxonomy places the organism in Eukaryota, Viridiplantae, Streptophyta, Magnoliopsida, Brassicales, Brassicaceae. The record is from the annotation of a GenBank genome assembly.